AUGGUUUGGAACAUCCGCGGGCUUACGGAUGAUUCUAAGCUCCUUCUUAAAGAGCAUUGCUGCUCUUUUAAGCCUCUUAUUUUGGGUUUGCUGGAGCCCAAAACUGAUUUUACUAAGGUCCCUCGUUCGUUCUGGAGGUCGCUUCACCUUGAUCCUAUUCACCAAAAUUACCGUCCUUCCAUGCGUUCCAACAUAUGGAUUUUUGUACAGCCUUCUUUAACUGCUAAUGUUGUCUUUUCUUCUCCUCAAGUGGCGAUUGUUGAUUGUCAUUGGCAGAAUAUGGAUUUCCGUCUGGCCAUUAUCCAUGGUUCUAACGAUCCUGGUGAGCGUUGGACUCUUUGGACUAUUCUUCUUCAUUUUGCUCAGGGCAACACGGUUUUCAUCGGCGACUUUAAUGCGGUCAAAGGGUCGCAUGAGCGUAUUAGUGGGGUGCUUCCGCCUAGGGGGGCUUGCAGAGACUUCUGCCGUUUCAUUGAAGACUCGGGUUUCAUUGAAUCUCCCACUUCGGGCCUUCGUUUUACUUGGUCUGGGCGCAGACUGUUGCCUCACCAUGUAGAAUCUCACCUCGACAGGGCCCUUUUUUCCACUUCGUUUGCAAAUCUUUGGGGAACGAUUAACACGCAUGCUCUUCCUCGCGCUACUUCGGACCACUCCCCCAUCGUCCUACAGUGUCGCUUCGCUGCUCCUCCGACUAAAAGAUCUUUUAAGUUCUUGAACAUGUGGAUGUCUCAUCCGAAUUUCUUGGAUGUCGUGGCUGACUCUUGGAACAUGGGUGUUGAUGUGAGAUGCCCUAUGUUAUCUGUUAUGUUGAAAUUAAAACGUUUAAAGGGUGUUUUACGUUGCUGGAAUAAGUCGGUGUUUGGGAAUGUGGACUCGGCCAUUGCCCAAACUCAACAUGAUUUAUCUGAUAUUCAGGCGACUAUUGUGGAUUUGGGUUACAAUGAUAGCAGAUUUGAUGCGGAAGUAAGUUGCGAAGCGAAGCUUAAUAGAUUUUUAUCGCAAAAAAACAGUCUCCUUCAGCAGAAGAGUAGAGUUGCGUGGCUCAUGGAUGGUGAUAAAAACACGAGCUUCUUUCACAAGAUGCUCAAGUUCAGGAAAGAUAAGCUUCAUAUUGGGCAUUUGCGGAUUGGCAAUGAUAUUGUUUACGACUCGGAUGUCAUUGAGCAGCACAUUAUUGGUCACUUUUCUUCUUUAUUCACUAACACGGCCUCUGAUGUGGUGGAUUUGGCGGCUUUAGAGGCUAACGUGGAUUUGGUUAUCACUGAGGAGCAGAAUAAGGGGCUUGUCUCUAUUCCGGAUGACACGAAAAUCACUGCGGCUGUCUUUAGUUUGGAUGGAAAUAGCUCUCCUGGACCGGAUGGAUUUUCCGGCUUGUUUUUCCAAAACUGCUGGAGUUUGAUUAAGAAUGAUGUGAUCAAGGCGGUCAAGAGCUUCUUCUUGCACACGUACUUACCUGUGGGGUGUAAUUCUAACACCUUAAUUUUGAUUCCGAAAAAAGAUCUGGUGGAUUCGGUUUCUGAUCUCAGGCCCAUUGUCUUGGCGAAUUUCCUGUUCAAAAUCAUCUCUAAGGUACUUGCGUCUAGGCUCAGUUCUGUUGCGGCGGCUUCUGUCUCUCCAAAUCAGUUUGGCUUUAUUUCUGGGAGAUCUAUUCAUGAUUGCAUUGCGAUGGGUUCGGAAGGUUUCAAUACCAUGAAUCGUAUUAAUCGCGGGUCAAACUUUGCCUGUAAAAUCGACAUUCAUAAGGCUUUUGAUACCAUGCGCUGGGAUUUCAUCUUUGCUGCUCUCCGCGCCAUGGGGUAUCACGAUCAGUUCAUUCGUUGGAUCGAGGUGAUUUUUGAGUCGGCUCGUAUAUCUAUCUUAUAUAAUGGGAGACUUAGCGGUUACUUCGCUUGUUCUUGUGGGGUUAGGCAUGGCGAUCCUCUCUCCCCUAUCCUCUUCGGUAUUGCUGAGGAUGUUCUUAGCUACAUUAUCAGGAAUUGCGUUACCUCGCGUCAUUUGGUGCCCAUGGGUUUUGAUAGAGUGUCGGAUUUCCCGACUCAUCUUUUCUAUGCGGACGAUGUGCUUAUUUUUUGCCGUGCUUCUGUCAGGAAUGCGAAGAAAAUUAAGCAUAUCUUGGAUUUCUAUGGGGAGCUUUCGGGCCAGAUUUGCAGUCAAGCGAAGUCUAGAAUCUUCUUUGGUCGUGGGGUGUCCUAUGCUAUGACGCAGGGGAUCAAUAGAGUUUUGGGUUUCACUCAGGGAUCUCUCCCGACCACGUAUUUGGGCGUCCCUCUCUUUGUUGGGAGACCGCGUGCUUCUUACUUCAUGAGUAUCAAAGAGAGAAUUGUGCAGAAAUUCUCAAAAUGGAAGGGAUUACAGUUAUCCAUGGCGGGUCGUCUCUGUCUUGUUAACUCUGUGGUCAGAAGCUCUAUUGUUCACUCGAUGAUGGUUUUUCGCUGGCCAAGAUCGCUGCUCCACGAACUGGAUAGAAGUUGCCGCAACUUCAUUUGGUCGGGCUCCAUUGAUAAAAAACCGACCUGUGCCGUGAGUUGGGGUCGUUGUUGCGCUCCCAAGGAGGAAGGAGGCCUAGGAGUUCGGUCCUUUGCGGUGAUGAAUCGCUGCUACAUGAUGAAGAUGGCCUGGAAGCUGUUAAAGGGAGAGGAUUUUAUUUUCCGAAUUCUCCGUUCUCGUUAUUUGAAUAGUUUUGGCUUGGCAAAGGCGUCGGUGGUGGGUUCUUCUUUUUGGUUGAGUGUCAAGUCGGAGGUUGAUGAGUUAGUGGAGAACUCUUAUGCUCUUGUGGGUAACGGGCAGCACACCCGUUUUUGGACAGAUGAUUGGCUCGGUUACAAAAUUUAUGAUAAAAUUGCCAUUCCUUCCUUCAUGCACGAGUUUUUGCAUCAAUCGGUGGCAGAUUACUUUCGCGAUGGUGUCUGGCACUUUUCGGCGAAUUUUAUUGAAUGCUAUCCUGAGGUGGUGGUGGAUAUCAUCACCUGCCAGUUCGUGGGGGAGAAAGAUGGCCGGUUUUGGAAACCGUCUCUCCGUGGGGAUGUGACCGCGGCUUUGGCUUUUGCCCAAAUUGGGCAUCGUUUUCCUAAGGUUAUUUGGGGUUCUUGGAUCUGGAAUAAGGUUAUUCCGGUGAGACGUUCGAUUACCUGCUGGCGUAUCAUUCAUGGACGCCUUCCUACGAUGGAUAAAUUGGUGCGGAAUGGUCUUAUUGCCCCGAAUCGUUGUAGUUUGUGCAUGGCGGAUGCGGAGAAUCUCGACCAUAUUUUCUGGAGCUGUCCCAGUGUGACCCCGAUUUGGAAUGAGUUCCUCACGUGGUUUCAUAUGCCACAUCUUAUGGCUUGUGUGGACAUCAAUUCUUUCUUAGUUCAGACGUGGCAAGUUUCUUUCUGUUCUUUUAUUCAGAAUUUUUGGAAGCUGGGGAUUGCUAACAUUUUGUGGUGUAUUUGGUCGUUACGUAAUAAAGCUAUUUUUGAAGACCAACCUUUUGAGCAGCGACGCGUCUUAGCUUUUGCAAAGGCGUCCUUCAAAGAAGUGGAUGAGGCGUUCUCUAAACUUGGCCAUACUUCUAAUUUGUGGUCUGAUUAUCUGAUCACUCGUUCCAUAGGUGUUUCUAUGCGGGCUGCCCCGCCUCUGAAUUUUGUUAGCGUCAGCUGGUGGCCUCCUGUGGAGGAUUGGAUCAAAGUCAAUACUGACGGGGCAGCGUCAGGUGCCCCAGGCGAUAUCGCGGCUGGGGGGGUUUAUCGGGAUAAGUUUUGUGUUGUCAGAGGCUGUUUUCACUUGAAAGGUGGCAAGGGUUAUGCUUUUGAGGCGGAGUUACUUGCCGUUAUCACCGCGGUUGCCAUUGCGCACUCGCGUGGGUGGCACAAACUUUGGUUGGAGGCGGAUUCUCUAUAUGUGGUGAAGCUUCUGGACGAUCGCUCGUUGGCUGUUCCCUGGCGUUUUUAUGCGGCUUGGAAAGUCACUUUAGCUCGCCUUAAUGACAUAACUUUUCGUGUUUCUCAUAUCUUUCGUGAAGGAAAUGCCGUGGCAGAUGCUAUGGCCAAUUUAACGCAGCCAGAGGGCUGGUGGCCGUUUGGGAUAGAAGCUAUUCGGAAGCUUGUGGUUGCGGACAUCACAACGCACAGCUUCUCUAGGAAGGUUCGGUGA
Messenger RNA from Salvia miltiorrhiza (redroot sage), 4128 nucleotides. RefSeq lists its product as uncharacterized. Bases 1 to 4128 code for a protein of 1375 amino acids. Gene Ontology annotation, molecular function: nucleic acid binding; RNA-DNA hybrid ribonuclease activity. The record is from RefSeq and is a predicted model, not a curated record. The transcript has a single exon. NCBI's taxonomy places the organism in Eukaryota, Viridiplantae, Streptophyta, Magnoliopsida, Lamiales, Lamiaceae.